Molecule: messenger RNA, 1698 nt
Organism: Lithohypha guttulata
Lineage: Eukaryota; Fungi; Ascomycota; Eurotiomycetes; Chaetothyriales; Trichomeriaceae
Gene: ECM14
Product: putative metallocarboxypeptidase ecm14
Exons: 2
Coding region: 1-1698 (565 amino acids)
Biological process (GO): proteolysis
Molecular function (GO): metallocarboxypeptidase activity; zinc ion binding
Source: RefSeq, a predicted model, not a curated record
AUGCCCGAAAGAGCCGCUGACCACCUAUUCCUUUGUCUGUUCUUUGUCACUGCGUCUUUUUCAACACCCACAUCUGUUUCUCAGCUUUACGAGCAGAGUCUGCGCACUCAAGAUCCUGUACCAAUACCUUCGAGACCCUCAUUCUUAACCAAGCUAUGCGCUGAAAUAAUUGAGAAGAUAUGGCCACAUUAUAAGAAGGCGUCAUCCCGGGCUUCGAAGCCUCAGUCUGCCUCUCCCAGCAAAGUGUUGAGCAAGUACGGCGAUGAUGUAGUCCUGCGCUUCAGGCUCAGGACUCAAAAUGAAGCUUCCGCAUUUGCAGAAGCCGUGGAGGGUCUGUAUCUGGAUUUAUGGGAGGCUUCGGACGAUUGGGCAGACGUCAGAAUAUCGCAGAAGGUGCUGCCCUCCUUCUUAACUCUCCUGCCUGCUUCUAUGCAACAGUCGCAUACGCCGGUCAUCACUCAGCUUUCGCAGGCUGUGUAUCAUACGUUUCCUACAGCUCAGGCGACCGAUAGCUGGCGACAUCGAACGAGCCUCGACAGGCCGCAUGACCUAUUCUUCGAGAAUUAUCAGCCUCUAUCCGUCCUCUACCCUUGGCUGCGGCAGCUAGCAUCCAUGUUUCCAGACACAACGGAGCUAUCGUCGAUAGGGACUACAUAUGAAGGUCGAGAUAUUCCAGCUUUGAGGAUUGGCAUACCGCUCCCGGACGAUGAUCCUCAUAAGGACGAUCCAAGACAUACCGUCGUCAUUGUCGCAGGAGGACACGCAAGAGAGUGGAUUUCAGUAUCAACCGCGGCUUUUCUUCUACGAAGUCUACUGCACAACUACGACCACAAGCAGAAGGACACAGUCUACAAGCUGUUGACACAUUACGACUUCGUCUUCAUGCCAGUCCUCAACCCCGACGGCUAUGAAUAUACCUGGACCACUGAUCGGCUAUGGCGCAAGAACAGACAAGAAACAGCUCUGCCAUUCUGUAGAGGUAUUGACUUUGAUCGAGCUUUUCCUUUCGGCUGGAAUGGUGACAAUCAAACUGACAAUCCAUGCUCAGAGGCUUAUGCUGGCGAGCAUCCACUGCAAGCUGUAGAAGCUCAACGUUUGUACGAUUGGGCGAAGAACGAAAGUAGCAGCAGAAAAUUCACCGCUUUCAUCGACCUGCACAGUUACUCGCAGGAGAUCCUCUACCCAUAUAGCUAUACCUGCUAUCGAAGACCGAGCAAUUUGGAGGACCUAGAAGAACUUGCAGUGGGUCUCGCAAAGGCUUUUAGAACCACCAACGGUCAUCAUUAUGGCGUCGAAAGUGCCUGUGAAGGCUCGAUGCUUAAUACUGCGACUUCGACUAAAGAUACAGGCAUGGUACGCACGAGGAUAGUAGAGUCGGGUGGUAGUGCUCUCGACUUCUUCUACCAUGACCUGCAGGUCAAGUAUGCGUUUCAGGUCAAACUGAGAGAUACAGGCAGUUAUGGCUUCUUGCUGCCUAAGGAAAACAUUUUACCGACUGGAGUCGAGACUUUUAGCGCCUUAUUGGGUCUUGGCAAAUGGUUGCUCGGAAAUAGGGGCAUUGAGGGCUACGCUAAUCUGUCUGAUGAUGAGAUUUGGGGCAAGGAGGAGGUCACUAUCAAUGGGUUUGACGUUAUACAAGAGACAAAUGACGACGCUGACGAAGACGAAGGAGGGUCUUGGUUCAGGCGAAAGAGAUAG